Molecule: messenger RNA, 554 nt
Organism: Elaeis guineensis (African oil palm)
Lineage: Eukaryota; Viridiplantae; Streptophyta; Magnoliopsida; Arecales; Arecaceae
Molecular function (GO): protein binding
Source: RefSeq, a predicted model, not a curated record
AUGGGGGCAGUCAUUCCUUUAAUUCGUCGGCACGCAAUACCGAAGCCAACCCUCCAAGCCCAGUCCAACAUGGCCGGAGCCCGGCGCUGGCUCAUUGCCGUCCGCCGCACGAUCGUCCGAUCCUCCUGCAAAACUGCCGACGUUCUCGAAGUCCACGAUGUCAACGGCAUGCGCACGGCCAUCAUCAACCCUACAUCAAUAGAAGAAGCCGAAGAUGUGACCACCGGAGAAACGGAUUACUCAAAAGAUGAGGAUGACGUGCAGUACAUGGAAGCGUUCUCGCGGGAGGAGCUGGCGGCGAUUAGGAUCCAAGCUUACUUCAGAGGUCAUUUGGCGAGGAGGGCGUUCCGGGCGCUGAGGAGCCUGGUGAGGCUGCAGGCGGUGGUGCGGGGGGUGUGCGUGCGGCGGCAGGCACGGGUGGCGAUCCACUGCAUGCAGGCGAUGGUGCGGUUGCAGGUCAGGGUGCGAGCACGCCAGCUUCUUGGUAAACAUGAGAGAGGGGCACAACUUUCCUAACGCGAGAGAGAUAUCCAGGUGCUUUCAAUGAGAGACUU